This is a messenger RNA of Pyrus x bretschneideri (Chinese white pear), 1086 nucleotides long. Its product is annotated as (S)-scoulerine 9-O-methyltransferase-like. Gene Ontology annotation, biological process: methylation. The record is from RefSeq and is a predicted model, not a curated record. The coding region runs from base 1 to 1086 and encodes 361 amino acids. The transcript has 3 exons. NCBI's taxonomy places the organism in Eukaryota, Viridiplantae, Streptophyta, Magnoliopsida, Rosales, Rosaceae. Gene Ontology annotation, molecular function: S-adenosylmethionine-dependent methyltransferase activity; protein dimerization activity; O-methyltransferase activity.
AUGGAGGAAAACCAAAGAAGCAUUGAAAAUAUUGUGUCAGCUAGGAGUUUGAUGAAUUUCAUUCCCCUCCAAAUGACUCUAGAAGCUGCCAUUGAGCUAAAUGUCUUCAGCAUCAUUGCCAAAUCAGGCCCUACAGGAUCUCAUCUCACUGCAAAAGAAAUCGCUUCCCAAAUUCCGACUUUGAAUCCGAAUUCAGCCCGGAAUUUGGACAGAAUACUAAGAAUGCUGGCCGUCCAUUCCCUCCUCUCGACCUCUCUAAAACCGUCUGCGGACAAUGAGGCAUUGCAAGACAGGGCUUAUGGCCUCACAAAGGAGACACUUUGCUUGGUGCCGGAUGAAAAUGGAGUCUCAUUAGCUCCAUUGAUUAGUUUCAACUGUGAGCUUGACAUUGUGAAGAGCCUUUCCAUGCUCAAGGAUUCCGUGCUCGAACCGGAGAUUGUGCCCUUCCACAAGGCUCAUGGAACCACCAUAUUUGAGUACAUGUCCACGAAAGCUGAGCUGAGCCAGUUGUUUAAUAAGUCCAUGGCAGAGAGUUCUAACCUAAAUUUUGAUGAGGUGUUGAAGGUUUAUAAAGGUUUUGAAGAGGUGAAAGAGUUGAUGGAUGUUGGAGGUGGAAUUGGAAAAACGAUUUGGAAAGUAGUUUCCAAGUAUCCCCACAUCCAUGGAAUUAACUUCGAUUUGCCUAAUGUUGUUGCUCAAGCUCCUCCUUACCAAGGUGUGAAUCAUAUCGGUGGAAAUAUGUUUGAGACCAUACCAAAUGCACAAUCAAUUAUGCUGAAGUGGGUGCUCCACAACUGGGAAGACGACCGGUGCAAGAAAUUAUUGAAAAGCUGUUGGGAGGCAUUACCAAAAAAUGGGAAGGUGAUAGUUGUGGAAUUUACAAUUCCAGAAGUAUUGGAGAAUACUAAAGCAGUGCUGAACAUAGUAACGUUGGACAUCUCAAUGAUGGCAUUGCCUGGUGGUAGAGAAAGAACAACUGCUGAAUUUGAUAACUUAGCAAAAUCUGUGGGUUUUGUGGAAACAACGAUUUUUCCAAUCGCACAGGGGAUUUGUGUUAUGGAAUUUCUCAAGAGGGAAGAAGCAUGA